Pan troglodytes (chimpanzee) is the source of this 1210-nucleotide messenger RNA. It is a transcript of the gene MRPL24, whose product is annotated as mitochondrial ribosomal protein L24. The record is from RefSeq and is a predicted model, not a curated record. Gene Ontology annotation, cellular component: ribosome. NCBI's taxonomy places the organism in Eukaryota, Metazoa, Chordata, Mammalia, Primates, Hominidae. Gene Ontology annotation, molecular function: RNA binding; structural constituent of ribosome. The transcript is spliced from 6 exons. Gene Ontology annotation, biological process: translation. Bases 465 to 1115 code for a protein of 216 amino acids.
ACAUUUUGUAACUAGAUCGGCUACUAGCAUUGGAAGGGCCCACGUUUCAUCCCUUCCUCUAGAAAGCCUACCGGCAGUUUUUGAAUCUGCCCUGCCCCCACUCCAGCAGAGAAGGACAGGGAGAGCAUUGGCGGUAGCCCUGUCUGGAAAGGGCGGCCCUUUGCCUUGAACAGGAAGCCACAACCACCUAGAAAAUGGAGCCUUCUUCUCUAGAAACUACAAUUCCCAGCGGCCUCCACGCAGAGCAUGCGCGGGAAUGUGCCAGGCGGGCCGGCCGAACCAACUUGCCUUUCGAUUCCCGACAUGCUUCAUGGUGUGUUCCGGUUUCCUUGAUUUCCUACCCCCGCCAAACUUCCUGUUUCCAGCUUUCUAGCGGCGGACUACAACUCCCAGCAUGCUGAGAGAGCUGACAAGGAAAGUUUCGAGCGUUUUGCUGGCAAAGGGAUUUCUUACAACCUCCAGGCAUGCGUCUUUCUGCCCUGCUGGCCUUGGCAUCCAAGGUCACUCUGCCCCCCCAUUACCGCUAUGGGAUGAGCCCCCCAGGCUCUGUUGCAGACAAGAGGAAGAACCCCCCAUGGAUCAGGCGGCGCCCAGUGGUUGUGGAACCCAUCUCUGAUGAAGACUGGUAUCUGUUCUGUGGGGACACGGUGGAGAUCCUAGAAGGCAAGGAUGCCGGGAAGCAGGGCAAAGUGGUUCAAGUUAUCCGGCAGCGAAACUGGGUGGUCGUGGGAGGGCUGAACACACAUUACCGCUACAUUGGCAAGACCAUGGAUUACCGGGGAACCAUGAUCCCUAGUGAAGCCCCCUUGCUCCACCGCCAGGUCAAACUUGUGGAUCCUAUGGACAGGAAACCCACUGAGAUCGAGUGGAGAUUUACUGAAGCAGGAGAGCGGGUACGAGUCUCCACACGAUCAGGGAGAAUUAUCCCUAAACCCGAAUUUCCCAGAGCUGAUGGCAUCGUCCCUGAAACGUGGAUUGAUGGCCCCAAAGACACAUCAGUGGAAGAUGCUUUAGAAAGAACCUAUGUGCCCUGUCUAAAGACACUGCAGGAGGAGGUGAUGGAGGCCAUGGGGAUCAAGGAGACCCGGAAAUACAAGAAGGUCUAUUGGUAUUGAGCCUGGGGCAGAGCAGCUCCUCCCCAACUUCUGUCCCAGCCUUGAAGGCUGAGGCACCUCUUUUUCAGAUGCCAAUAAAGAGCACUUUAUGAGUC